Molecule: messenger RNA, 526 nt
Organism: Pseudophryne corroboree (corroboree frog)
Lineage: Eukaryota; Metazoa; Chordata; Amphibia; Anura; Myobatrachidae
Product: mitochondrial import receptor subunit TOM20 homolog
Exons: 1
Coding region: 21-473 (150 amino acids)
Biological process (GO): protein import into mitochondrial matrix; protein targeting; tRNA import into mitochondrion
Cellular component (GO): mitochondrial outer membrane translocase complex; mitochondrial outer membrane
Molecular function (GO): transmembrane protein transporter activity
Source: RefSeq, a predicted model, not a curated record
GACUGUGACAGAGAAGCAGGAUGGUUAUUGUGGGGAAGACCAGCGCCAUAGCCGCCGGGGUGUGCGGCGCCCUGUUCCUAGGUUACUGCUAUUAUUUUGAUAAGAAAAGGAAUGACCCCAACUUCGAGAAAAGGCUGCGAGAAAAGAGGAGAAAACAGAAACUUGCUAAGGAGAGGUCUGGUCAGUCAAGGCUACCUGAUCUUAAAGAUGCUGAGGCGGUCCAAAAGUUUUUCCUUGAAGAAAUUCAGCUUGGGGAGGAGCUGCUAGCACACGGUGAAUUUGAAAAAGAUGUUGAUCACUUAACAAAUGCCAUUGCUGUUUGUGGACAACCUCAACAGCUCCUACAAGUUUUACAGCAAACUCUUCCACCACAAGUUUUUCAGAUUCUCUUGACGAAACUACCAACCAUUAGCCAGAGGAUUGGAAGUUCUCAGAGUUUAACUGAAGAUGAUGUGGAAUUAGAUGGUAGUUGAUACUUCGGUGCAGUAUUUAGCAGGAUCGACUAAUGCAAACCUUGUUAUUGAAU